Girardinichthys multiradiatus is the source of this 726-nucleotide messenger RNA. It is a transcript of the gene immp1l, whose product is annotated as inner mitochondrial membrane peptidase subunit 1. The transcript is spliced from 6 exons. Bases 101 to 652 code for a protein of 183 amino acids. Gene Ontology annotation, cellular component: mitochondrial inner membrane peptidase complex; membrane. Gene Ontology annotation, molecular function: serine-type endopeptidase activity. NCBI's taxonomy places the organism in Eukaryota, Metazoa, Chordata, Actinopteri, Cyprinodontiformes, Goodeidae. The record is from RefSeq and is a predicted model, not a curated record.
AGAAAACAGCUCGGCGCAGCUUGACCAAUGACGACCCCGUUUGUUACGUUGUAGUUUCAGGAAGCUGCCAAGAGGAGGUUGGGGUUGUUAUUGUGAAUGCAUGGUCACGCGGCUGGACUGCAAAUCAGUGGAGAUGUUCCGUCGUGUGCUGGGGAAAACCCUGGGCCUCUUGGGUUACACCAUACAAUACGGCUGCAUAGCGCACUGUGCCUUUGAAUACAUUGGAGAAUUUGUGGUGUGUUCUGGUCCAUCUAUGGAGCCCACGAUUGUAAACCAUGAUAUUGUCUUCUCUGAACGUAUGAGUCGUCAUCUUUGUAAAAUAGAAAAGGGUGACGUAGUAAUAGUAAAAAGUCCAUUUGAUCCACACAUGAACAUUUGUAAAAGGGUUAUUGGAUUGGAGGGUGACAAAAUCUGCACCAGUGGCCCAUUGGAUUUGUUGAAGACCCACACAUAUGUUCCAAUGGGCCAUGUAUGGCUAGAAGGUGAUAACCGUAGGAAUUCCACUGACUCAAGGAACUAUGGCCCAAUUCCAUAUGCCCUCAUCCGAGGUCGUGUUUGCUUAAAGCUCUGGCCGCUGCAUAGUUUUGGCACUCUGAGUGAAAGCCCGACCAAACGCAUCAUUAAAGCUCAGAGUGACUCAAACUCUGAUUGACGCAUCCAAUUGUUUAUUUUCCUGUACUUAGUUUGAAUAAUCUUUUUGAAUAAAACAGCCAUCUAUUAAAUUUG